AUGGAUUCUAAAUUGGCUAGCAUUUAUCGUUCGAUGAAUGUGAAUCACCUCCUGGACGAUGAGUUAGAAUACGAGCUGGCACUACGCAAAGUGGUGUUUACAAGUGGUGAAUCUAGGGAUAUAAAACGGAGAAAAUUACGUGGUGCUAUGAAAGAGGAACGAGAAUCGAACCGUUUUGUAUCGAGGACAAUAGUAGAAGAGGCCCGUGAAGGUGAAUCGCGUCAGGUAGGUGAGAAACUAGCGAUGAUUAGGGAUUCGUUAGAAAACAGGAAGGCGAAGAAAACAGAACUUCCACAGCUAGAAACGCGUCUAGUUCAUCUGUAUUUCCGGUUGCUGCGUUUGAAGAAAGUAUUCAAUACUGCUGGGUUGGAACAAAUCGCCCUUGGUCUGUUGAGAGAAUAUUUCGCAGGGAAUAGCAGGGACCCAGAAGUUGUAGGGGAAUACUCUAAAAGGUCGCUUGAUCGCCCAAGCGACUUGAAUGCCCAUCAACCUGGGAAUGAAGUGAGCGAAGAAAGUGAGGAGGAAGUGGAAGAAGAAUCGAACCCGCGAACUGAGAGCGAAAACGUAGAAAGUAGUGAAGAGAACUCAGAAGAACUUGAUUUUACCGUGAGAAAUUUGAACAGUAGGAGGUCCAGCACGCCCAAGGUUCAAGAUAAUAAGGUCGUCAACGCUGAUGAACUGUUUGACAGGAUCAUGCAGCAAGUGGAAAAAGUGAUCACUUCCAAGUUGAAGACUUUGGACCUUGGAGCUAAAACCAGACAGCGUAGGGAAGUCAGAGAAAAGAUGAAGGUACCGAGUAAGCAGACCAAAACGGCUGAGAAGCCGCAGUAUUUGAAAGUAGAAAAUAGCAAGCAACCGAAAAAGAAGGAUGAACAGAGAGAUGCGGAGAAAUUGAAGUUGAUUAAAAAACGAAAUAGGGUUGUGUCGGAAUCAUCGGAUGUUAGUAGAGCUAGUGAGAGGGAAACUGAUCAUGAUAGCGAGCAAACAGAGACCGAGACGGAGGACGAAGAACAACAGAGAAUCGGACAAAGGUUGAAACGAAGGCCCAGACCAGUAUGUGACUGGAAAUUGAAGUAUGAUGGAAAAGACGAGGGAAGAGGUUUGAACAAGUUCGUUUCCGAGGUGGAGUACAUGGCCGAAGCGGAGAACAUUAGCAAGCGUAGUUUGUUCAAUGAAGCGAUCCAUCUGUUUUCUGGAGAUGCUAGGGCGUGGUACAUAGAAGGGAGAAGGAACCGGGAGUUUCGCAAUUGGAAUGAGCUGGUGGUCGAAUUGAAGGUGGAAUACCAGCCACCCGAUAUGGACUACCACUACGAGCAGCAGGCAGCAUCCAGAAGGCAAAAGCGUGGAGAAAAGUUCCAGGAUUAUUAUCAUGCGAUCAAGGAGAUUUUUGAGCAGAUGUCAGCUCCGCCAACGGAUCAGCGAAAAUUUGAGAUCAUCUUUCGUAAUCUCCGUUCGGACUAUAAAAACUCCUUGUUAGUUAAAGGAGUCCGAACGUUGAGAAUGUUGAAGGUGUGGGGGCGGAAGUUGGACUCGGCCAACUGGUUUCUGUACCGCAAGCAGGAGAGUGAACAUGGAGCGAGGUCAGCACAAGUGCACGAGAUCAACGGACCGAGUCCCGCACGUGAGUACAGGCCUCCAAGAAACAACUGGAAGAAAACGAGUUCUAGAAGUAGUCAACCGUAUAGAACUCAGAAUUCGGCGAGAUAUCAGGGUCCCAAAAACGACUAUCGGGGUCCAAGAAGAUCUACACCAGAACGAGCCAAGCGAGAGCCACCGGCGAAACCGAAGCAAGUGCAGUCCAACGAAGACCCAAAAGAAGGAAGCAGCAAGGACCAUUUACAAAAGCGGAUUGAAGAGUAUCGGAUUCCGGAGAGGACGGUAUGUUUCAACUGUCGAGGGAAUUAUCAUCACUCAAGCGCCUGUUUGAAAGCCAAGGAGGUGUUCUGUACGACUUGCGGCUUCCAAGGAUUCUCGAAACCAGAUUGUCCAUUUUGUGCAAAAAACGGAAAGCGGUCGAUGUGA
Molecule: messenger RNA, 2022 nt
Organism: Aedes albopictus (Asian tiger mosquito)
Lineage: Eukaryota; Metazoa; Arthropoda; Insecta; Diptera; Culicidae
Product: trichohyalin-like
Exons: 1
Coding region: 1-2022 (673 amino acids)
Source: RefSeq, a predicted model, not a curated record